UGGCUUUCCACCGGGUCCUGGGCAGCUCCAUCCGUCCAAAUGGGAGCUGAGUUUGCAAGCUGACAGGGAUGCAGAGAGCUGGAGGUGCUGAUGUCAGAGCCAGAAGACAGCUGCGAUUGGAUCUAAUUAGACUUUGCAGCGGCAAAUAGACAAGCUCCCUGCGUGAUUGGCUUCAAAGUGGCUGGUGCCCAACAACUAGCGGAGGUGCCAAAGUCCAAGCCGUGCGCUUGGAGCCCAGCUCAAGAGAGGCCGCGAGGAGGGCUGAGCGCGCCAGGCGCACCUCUCCUGCCUGUGCAACCCUGGAAGCUGGCGCUCGGCUCCAUCCCAGGCUUCAGCCCGGCGGCAGGGACAGAACAAUUAGAGAGCGAAGGGCGGGGAGCGCCAAUUCUCAGUCCCCAAAAGUGAGUCUCUCCGGUUGCGAAGCAUUUAGCAGCGGCGGCUACGGAGCAGGAAAGGGGAGACUGUUUCAGAAAGGAUUCCUCUCCUGCUCUACUUCCUGAGUCUCAGCCAUGGCAUCGGUCUUGGGGACCAGCAGAGGGUCCGGAGGGCUGAGCAGUCAACUCAAAUGCAAGUCUAAGCGGAGGAGGAGGAGGAGGUCCAAGCGGAAAGACAAAGUAAGCAUGUCAUCAGCCUUCAUGACUCCCUUCAAGCACCUAAGUCCUGGGGCCGCAAACAAGGAGGAUGACGACAAUCUGAGUUCCAGCAGCACAGACGUGAAGGAAAACCGCAACGUGAGCAACCUGGAGGCCAGGCCCCUGUCCCCGGGCAGCAGGGCCCGAGGUGGCACACCUGGUGUGAAGAGGAAAAGGCCCCUGGAGGAGGGCAAUGGGGGCCAUGUCUGCAAGCUGCAGCUGGUCUGGAGGAGGCUGUCGUGGUCUGUGACACCCAAGAAUGCACUGGUCCAGCUGCACGAGUUGCGGCCAGGCCUGCAGUACCGCAUGGUGUCCCAGACUGGCCCUGUGCAUGCCCCUGUCUUCUCUGUGGCUGUGGAGGUGAACGGGCUCACGUUUGAGGGAACAGGGCCCACCAAGAAGAAAGCCAAGAUGCGGGCGGCUGAGCUGGCCCUGAGGUCCUUUGUGCAGUUCCCCAACGCCUGCCAGGCCCACCUGGCCAUGGGCAGCUGUGCCAGCCCAUCCACGGACUUCACCUCUGACCAGGCUGACUUCCCCGACACGCUGUUCAAGGAGUUUGAGCCAGCGGCACCCAGUGGAGGCUUCCCAGGCCGCCGCCCUGCCGACCCCGAGCUGCUUUCCUCAGCCUGCCGGCACGGGCGGCUGCUUUGCCACACACUGGACCUGGUGGGUCAGGCGCGGCCGGACAGGCCCAGGUCGGUCCCUGCAGCCCCAGGCGACAGGAACCCCGUGGUGGUGCUGAACCAGCUGCGCUCCGGCCUGCGGUACGUUUGCCUUGCAGAGCAAGCUGAGAAGCGGCGGGCCAGGAGCUUCAUCAUGGCUGUGUGCGUGGAUGGCAGGACGUUUGAGGGCUCAGGACGCAGCAAGAAGCUGGCCAAGAGCCAGGCUGCACAGGCUGCCCUGCAGGCCCUCUUCGGCAUCCGGCUGCCUGGUCACACCCCCAGCAGGAAUAGAAGUCACCUCUUGUCCCAGGAAUUCGCAGAUGCUGUGUCCCAGCUGGUCACGCAGAAGUUCCGCGAGCUGACCGUGGGCCUGACGUCCGUGCACACCCGCCACAAAGCACUGGCAGGGGUCAUCAUGACCAAAGGUUUGGAUGCCAGGCAAGCACAGGUCAUCGUCCUGUCCUCAGGCACCAGGUGUAUCAGCGGCGAGUACAUCAGUGACCAGGGUCUGGUGGUUAAUGACUGCCAUGCAGAGGUCGUGGCUAGGAGGGCGCUGCUGCACUUCCUGUACGUGCAGCUGGAGCUGCAUGCUAGCAAGCAGCGCGAGGAUACAGAACGGUCGAUAUUCAUGCAGUCAAAGGACGGAGGCUACCGGCUGAGGGACAACAUCCUAUUCCAUCUCUACGUGAGCGCAUCCCCCUGCGGAGAUGCGCGUCUCAACUCACCCUACGAAAUCACAACAGACCUGAGCAGCAGCAAGCACAUCAUCAGGAAGUUCCGUGGGCACCUGCGCACCAAGAUUGAAUCCAGGGAGGGGACUGUCCCCGUCCGGGGCCCAAGCUCAGAACAGACGUGGGACGGCAUCCUGCUGGGUGAGCAGCUUGUCACCAUGUCCUGCACGGAUAAGAUCGCCAGGUGGAACGUGCUGGGCCUGCAGGGUGCCCUCCUCUGCCAUUUCAUUGAGCCCGUGUACCUGCACAGUAUCAUCGUGGGCAGCCUGCACCACACAGGCCACCUCUCCCGGGUAAUGAGCCACAGGACCGAGGACAUAGGCCAGCUGCCGACAUCCUACCGGCACAACCGGCCCCUCCUCAGCGGCGUGAGUCAUAUGGAGGCGCGCCAGCCUGGGAAGCCUCCCCACUUCAGCUUGAACUGGGUCUUGGGCAGUGCAGACGUGGAGGUCAUCGAUGCCACAACCGGGAAGAGGAGCUGCGGGCGCCCCUCCAGGCUCUGCAAGCACAUGCUGUCAGCGCGGUGGGCACGGCUUUAUGAGAAGCUGAGCCCACGGAUACCACGCCUGGGAGACACACCAUCCCUGUAUUGUGAGGCCAAGCUGGGGGCACGCACCUACCAGUCUGUCAAACAGCAGCUGUUCAAAGCGUUUCAGAAGGCUGGUCUGGGCACCUGGGUGAGGAAGCCCCCUGAGCAAGACCAGUUUCCACUAACUCUAUGAGUCACCAGACUCUGCUCAUGGACCGAAGUGAAGCACCCGGCAGGCGGGUGGAGUGUGUGUGUGUGCAGGGAUGUGGCAGGGCGCUCUGCGUUCAUUUUCCUUUGGUGUUUCAGAAAUGCACGCGUGUUCAAU
Molecule: messenger RNA, 2879 nt
Organism: Manis pentadactyla (Chinese pangolin)
Lineage: Eukaryota; Metazoa; Chordata; Mammalia; Pholidota; Manidae
Gene: ADARB2
Product: adenosine deaminase RNA specific B2 (inactive)
Exons: 10
Coding region: 510-2747 (745 amino acids)
Biological process (GO): adenosine to inosine editing; RNA processing
Cellular component (GO): cytoplasm; nucleolus
Molecular function (GO): double-stranded RNA adenosine deaminase activity; tRNA-specific adenosine deaminase activity; double-stranded RNA binding
Source: RefSeq, a predicted model, not a curated record